UGGGCACCUAGAAAGAUUAUUUAGCAAUCAUAAUUUAUAAGUCUACAAUAGAAAAUAAGAAUAUCAAAUGAAAACGGAGAACCAGGCUAUUGAAUCCAUUUGAGGGAAGGGAAGAGAAACAGAGACUGCUUGACUGGAUCACAGAUGAGUAGAAUGAACCGAUUUCAUCCCAGAGAAUCUCCCUCCCAAAAUUCUGCAACUUCCUCUUCCUCUUCUUCUUCUUCUAGAUCUUAUUCCAACUUCAGAAAUCGCAACAAUGGCGCAAGAACGUCCAGCUCAACGUCAAGGGAACCUACCAACGGUAAAGUCAAACCGCAAAAAUUUCCAUUAAUGGAUGAUGAUAAUGGAGAAACAAAUUAUAGCAAUGCUCAAUCGAUUAUUGGGAAUUGCCCAUUUAUGUGCCCAGAAAAGGAGAGAAGCCAACGAGAGCGGCUUCGAGAUCUAGCUGUGUUGGAGAGGUUGGAUGGAUAUCCUGGGAAGUCUUCUUCAAGUCUUGCUGUGAAGAAGUUUUGCAGAACUAUAUCAUUGAAAGAGGUUCAAACAUCAGAUUUAAGACCCCUAUCGGUUUUGAAGGACACACUUGAUUACCUCAUGAAGUUGUUGGAUUCUUCAGAUCAUUCUUUUCUCGUACUACAUGAUUUCAUUUUCGAUAGGACAAGGUCCAUAAGGCAAGAUCUUAGCAUACAGAAUAUUAACAAUGAGGAAGCGAUCAGUAUGUAUGAGAAAAUGGUCAGGUUCCAUGUGAAAUCCCACCACAGGCUCAGAAGAUGUGAGGGUGACAACACCAUUUUAUCUUCUAUUCAUCAUCUAAAUAUGGAGCAACUCACAAAGUGUCUUGCGUCCCUUUAUAAUUUGUAUGACAUCAACCGUACGUUUGAUUCUCUUUUUGAUAACGAGGCUGAAUUUCGAUCCCUAUAUGUUCUAGUUCAUCUUGAUUCUCAUAGCCAUUCAACGAGUGAGUCUUUAUCUUUGUGGUUCUCUCGGUUGUCUUCAUUAAUUAUUAGCUCAAAGGAGAUGUGCUUUGCUCGAAAAGUGUUGAGGUUUUUUCGGGUUGGAAAUUUUUGGCGUUUCUUUCACACAGUAGCAUCAGAGGCAACUAACCUACAAUUAUGUGCCCUUGAAGCCUACAUUUUUGAGGUUCGAGCACAAGCUAUAGCUUGUAUAAAUUCCAGUGCCUACAAGCUUCAUCCUUAUCCACUAACAUUGCUUUCAAAGAUCUUGAUGAUAAAGGAGUCUGAUUUAGAAACCUUUUGCAAUGCAUGUGGUCUGCAAACCUCCCAAGAUGAUAUGGGAAAUAAAGUCUUACCCACCAAGCAAAGUGGGUUUUCACAACCCAAGGGAGGAUUUCAAUGCAAUACUUUUCCAUGGUGGGAUUUGUUGAAGGAUGAUAUGGCUUAACUUGGAAAACAAAUGAUGUUAUGAGUUGUAACUUUGUUGGUUGAUCAUUUGAAUGAUGGCAAGAGACCCGAUCACCUAUUUGUUGUUGUGCUAGUAUUUUUCUCCUUAUUAGGAACCAACAAAAUGUGUAUAGCUUCACCAAUGAUCCUAGGAGGUACCAUUGGUACCCCGAUGCAUUUACCUCGGAGCAUGGUACGUUGUCCCUAUAGGACGACCUCUGCAUAGUUUCUGCGUUGUGCGUAUGAGGGGAGUGUGUACCAUGCUAGCAUUUUCUUUUCUUUUCAUUUUUUGUAUAGUAUUAGGCAUUGGGAAUAUCUUCUAUUUGGGACAUUAUUUGUCUCUCUAACUAUGUCAAAUGAAUUGUGGUAGUGUUGUGGACAUGUGGUUGAUGAAGUCUCAAACAAUCCUCCAUCAACAAUGGCUACACUAUAGAUGAUGCGUUUUCGAUA
Amaranthus tricolor (Joseph's coat) is the source of this 1847-nucleotide messenger RNA. Its product is annotated as SAC3 family protein C. The transcript has 9 exons. Bases 145 to 1398 code for a protein of 417 amino acids. NCBI's taxonomy places the organism in Eukaryota, Viridiplantae, Streptophyta, Magnoliopsida, Caryophyllales, Amaranthaceae. Gene Ontology annotation, cellular component: transcription export complex 2; cytoplasm; nucleus. Gene Ontology annotation, biological process: mRNA export from nucleus. The record is from RefSeq and is a predicted model, not a curated record.